AUGUUCCGGUCGGCAGGCGACAACGCAGCGCACCGAUUCACUUCAGCAAAUGUUGAGCAGGUCCGAGCCGACGAAGAACGCCUUGAUCUGAGUCUGGUGGUCGCCUGGCUGCGCACUGAACCGUCAGUUAUUGUCUGGCUGUCGGUAUUGCACAGAGUGGCGUCUACCGAACAAGUGGUGCAUCACGCCCGCUGUGGAGUUUGCCAUCAGCAUCCAAUGAUUGGUUUCAGGUGA
Molecule: messenger RNA, 234 nt
Organism: Protopolystoma xenopodis
Lineage: Eukaryota; Metazoa; Platyhelminthes; Monogenea; Polystomatidea; Polystomatidae
Source: the annotation of a GenBank genome assembly